Asterias rubens (European starfish) is the source of this 3174-nucleotide messenger RNA. RefSeq lists its product as uncharacterized. Bases 148 to 2442 code for a protein of 764 amino acids. Gene Ontology annotation, molecular function: catalytic activity. The record is from RefSeq and is a predicted model, not a curated record. NCBI's taxonomy places the organism in Eukaryota, Metazoa, Echinodermata, Asteroidea, Forcipulatida, Asteriidae. The transcript is spliced from 13 exons.
GGUACACAGUCGACAGCAGUAAACACAUCAAAAGAAAAACAGGUCGUGAUCUUAUUUUUUAAAGUUAUUUUGUCCAAUGAAGUCAUGACGCAGAAACUGCAUAGAAACUCCUUAAUUGAAUGAAGUUCAGUUGAAGCCGAAUGCGUCAUGGCGUCAGUACUGGCUCGCUCCCAGGAGUAUCUCAGCUUCAGAAGUACAGUCUCCCUCAAAAAGGUUGCAGUUGACGAUGAUGACAGCAAAUACUGGACUGUCUACGAUGCUGGACCUCGCUCCAUUAAGUGUCCACUGGUAUUCUUUCCCCCAGUCAGUGGGACAGCUGAUAUCUACUAUAAACAGAUGUUGGGUCUUUCUGCUAAAGGCUAUCGUAUCAUCUCGCUGGAAUAUCCUGUCCACUGGACGAUAGAAGAAUUUUGCAUUAGUUUUCGGAAGCUGUUGGACCACCUGCAAUUGGACAUGGUUCACAUUUUUGGAUCAUCCCUCGGCGGUUUCCUUGCCCAGAAGUUUGCUGAGUACACAUACAGGAGCCCUAGGGUCAUCUCUCUCAUUCUCUGUAAUACAUUCGUGGAUACCGAGGUCUUUCAACAAACUGGCUCAGCUCAGACGUACUGGAUGAUCCCAGGAUUUCUCCUGAAGAGAAUGGUUCUGAAUAACUUCAGUCGAGAGCAACAUGACAUCGAGAUUACCGACUCUAUAGACUUCAUUGUAGAAAGGCUGGAGUCCUUACACCAGUCGGAUCUUGCCAGUAGACUAACUCUUAACUGCAUCAGUGCCUACGUGGAACCCCAGAAACUUCAUGGUCUCGAUAUCACCUUGAUUGAUGUUUUUGAUGACUGUGCAAUCUCACAGGUUGUCAAAGAGGAGACGUAUAAAUGUUAUCCCAACGCCAAGAGAGCCCAUCUCAAGAAAGGUGGCAACUUUCCUUACCUCAGCCGCUGUGAUGAGGUCAAUCUUCAUCUCCAGAUUCAUCUCAGAAAAUAUAUGCAGUCGCGCUACGAUGCACGGAUACCAGUGGAGGACGGUGAGCUGGAAACAGAGAGGGAGGUUAGGGACCGUGGAGAUUGUAGCGCAACAGCGCCCUCAUCAUCAACGCACACCAGCGAGCAUUGUUCCGAUGAAGACAAUAUGACGACCAGACCAGCGUCUUGCAGACCUCAGAGAAACCAACGUGUAGGCCCUGAGCCCUCGUCAAGUGAACCUCUCAACAUCAUCCAAAUACGCAAGGGAAGAUGGCUACACAUUCAGCAUAUCAUUCCCGAAGUCAUACAGAAGAAGCACAGUGUGGCUCUUCAUCAACCGAUAGCACCCUUAGAACUUCAUGUGUUAGAUGAAAAGACUGCCGAUGAGGCUCAAAGAAACGAUGGCGCCAUCCAGAACUUGGAUGGUGAUGUGAAUGGUGCCGCAUGCAAACCAAGCAAUAUUAAUCCCAGUAUUACAUCCCUCUCACAGGCUGAUCCACCUCAGAAGAAGAGACUAUCAUUGCAUGAUCAAGUCCUUGACAAACAGCUAAGAAACAGUGACGACAGCUUAAUAAACAAUCGAAUGAUAGAUUGGCCAACUGCUAAUUCAGAACUGUCGAGCUUGGGCUCUCUUCGAUCCGUCAUGGAGGAUGGGGACACCGUUUUCUUCUUCAUCCACGGGGUCGGAGGGAGCUCAGACCUCUGGCAGUACCAGAUGAGGUACUUUGUUGACGAGGGUUUUGAGGUGGUCGCUGCCGAUCUGCUGGGUCAUGGUUUGAGCAGAGCACCUCAUCAGUCUCAGGCGUACACCUUCCAGGAACAUGCUGACGACAUGCUGGCCGUGUUUGAUCGCUUCUGCAAAAAGCGGAAUGUCCUGGUGGGCCAUUCUUAUGGAGCCUGUUUUUGUGCCAAGAUAGCCUCUGAACGUUCGAGGAAAGUGACUAAAAUUGUGCUAAUCAGUGGUGGUGGCCCGGUCUCGCUGCAACCUGAAUUAUGCCAACUGUUCUGUCUACCCAGCCCAGUAUUGGCUUGCAUCAAGCCAGUCAUCAUCAAUGGCUUUGUAAGCCAAGCCUUCCACAAAAACAGUCAGCACACAAAGCAAGACAAGACGCGAUCCUUCGAUGUCCCGGCAUAUGUUCUGCGUUCAACGAUGCAGGGCCAGCUGUGGAAGGAAGGUAAUGAGGACUACCACGCUGCCCUCAAUGUUGGCGUGCUGCUCAUCUACGGCAUGCAGGACGAACUCGUACAACUCGACGAUGAGAAAUGGAUGAAUGAGACAAUAUACGCAUCUCAAUUGGAGACACUCGACAAUGCAAGUCACAUGGUCAUGAUCGAACAGCCGGAGAAAGUCAACAGCUUGAUUCAUGACUUCGUCCUGAAGGACACGAUGGUGCGACGGCGCCAUGCCGGCUCACAACCACGGGCAACUUCGUCGGCUAAAGCUGGGCAGCACGGCAAGACCAUGCCACAUGUCACGAUCACGUGACAGGAACAGUGUAUGCGUCACUAGAUUGUCACGUGAAUCGCAGAUAGCACACCUCAGGUAAAACUUACACCAUAGGUCGCUAAAACAUUAAUAACAAGUGUCACAUGACUGUCACAUGACAACAAAAGUUUGUAUUGUACAUGAUCCUCAUGUCUCAGAAUUUUUUAUUCUACAAAUGUAAUAUUUAAAAUAUUAUUUUGAAACUAAACAGCAUUCAACCUUUGUGUUUCUUAGACAAAUCUACUCUGAUUGUUUUUCAUCAAGCUUACUCAACCGUUUUACUGGUACAUGUAGUUACUUUUGCUUUGUUGAACCCAAAAAGCCACUUGCAGAAUUUAUUGAAAUCCUCAGGAUGUUUUCUGACUUCAUAAAAAUCCAAUACAAUUAUAAAGGAAUGGGAUUUGUGUUUGUAAGGAGAGGUUUUUCUGAUUUAUAUGCAAUGGUCAGAAACUCCUUUUGGACAUACUUGAAACUAGCGUGCUUUCUGACGAAAAAGAAAUGCAACUGUUAGUGAAUUUUUUGGAUUCUUGUAGGCGCUUUGGGUACCUUUAAGCCCGGUUCAUACUUCCUGCGACUGCGAAUGCGAAGCGAAUUUGACGUCACAACCCUCCUUUCGCAGCAAUAUUCGCAAGUAAGUUGAGCGAAGUUGAACUGCUGCGAAUUAUUCGUUGCGAAUUUGUGACGUCAACAUUCGUAUUGCAUUCGCAUUCGCAGCAGGUAUGAAUCCGGCUU